AUGGGUGCUUUACCGAAAAAAUGUGGGGAUCCUGGUGCAUGCAUGGUUACUUGCAUAACAGGGGGUGUACAAUUUAUUGACUGCAUGUGUGAUUUGGGUCCAUGUGUUAGUAUUAUGCCAUUAUCUGUAUAUGAUGCCUUGAGGCUCCCACCCUUAAAAAGGUCGGCAGCACGUUUUGUUUUGGCAGAUAAGAGCAUAAUUUCAGUGGUUGGCAUUGUGGAAGAUAUCCUAGUAAGCAUUAAAGGGCUGACGUUUCCUAUAGACUUCUACAUUCUAGAGAUGCCCCCUAGUGACUCCGGAAGACCUUCGUCCAUCUUACUUCGAAGGCCAUUUCUAAAAACUUCAAAGUUCAAGUUGGAUGCCUUUUUAGGAACCUAUUCUUUCGAGAUAGAUGGCAGAGUAGUGAGAUUCAACUUGGAUGAAGCUAUGAAGCAUCCACCGGAAGACCAUUCCAUCUUCCAGUGCGACGUUAUUGAUGGGACUGUGGCAGAAGUUCACCAAGAAGCAAUGGAUGAGAUGCACAUGGAGCAAGGUACAAGUGUGGAGAAGCCAUCUGAGCGUGUUGAGGACACCCUGCUACCUUUAAUGGCUCCGGAUGAUCAUGCACCAAGCCGUGAGUUGAAAAUGGAAUUGAAACCCCUUCCACCUCAUCUCAAGUACGCCUACCUUAAAGACAAUCAGAAGUUCUCGGUUAUCAUUACAAGGGACCUCACUUCCCAACAAAAGGAGCAACUGCUUAGCGUACUGAAAAGACACAAGAAAGCAAUUGGGUGGAUUUUGCAAGCACCGGAUAUUUCUAGAGGAGGGAGUGAGGCCUAUUCAUCAACCUCAAAGCCGGUUGAACCUCACCAUUUUAGAAGUGGUGAAGAAAGAAGUAACCAGGCUGCUAGAAGCUGA
Molecule: messenger RNA, 897 nt
Organism: Arachis duranensis
Lineage: Eukaryota; Viridiplantae; Streptophyta; Magnoliopsida; Fabales; Fabaceae
Exons: 1
Coding region: 1-897 (298 amino acids)
Source: RefSeq, a predicted model, not a curated record